Messenger RNA from Blepharisma stoltei, 543 nucleotides. NCBI's taxonomy places the organism in Eukaryota, Ciliophora, Heterotrichea, Heterotrichida, Blepharismidae. The record is from the annotation of a GenBank genome assembly.
AUGUCAAAGUUUACCGAAUCUUUAUUCGGAUGCUGCUCAGAUAUCAAAGUUUGUUUGUGGGGAGGCUGCGUUCCUUGUGGGCCUUACUGCUUGCAAGGAUACGCUAUAAAAGCUGCAACUAAAGGUGCUGAAGGUUGUUGUAUGCCUUGCCUGAUUGGUAGCUUCUUAGGAUGUAUUGGAGGAGCAAUAAAUAGAUCAAGAAUUCGUCAAUUGCUUACUAUAGAAGGAAGUUUGUUAAAUGAUUGCUGUGUUCAUUGAUUCUGUAGCCCUUGUGCAUCAUGUCAAGAGUAUAGAGAAGCCGAAAAAAUUAUACUAAUUGCCCGAGAAUGGUGCUAUUUGCGCCAUUCUCUGCCGAUAUGGAAAAUCGGCUCCACACGGGAAUGAUUUUCCACGUGUGGAGCCAUUUUUUCACACGUGGAAGUCAGGAUUCUCACGUGUGAAAAAAUGGCUCCACAUGUGGAAAAUCUUUCCCGUGUGGAGCUGAUUUUCGGUUGCCCGAGGAUGGCGCAAAUAGCGCCAUCCUCGGGCAAUUUCUAUACUUAA